GGCGGUGAUGCAGGCCCCUCCCUGUGGCGGGCCGCCGGCCGCCUCGCCGCCGCCUCAGUCGAGUCGACAGCGCUCCAAGCCGCACCGGUCCGCUCUAGCCGCGGACGCGUAAAUAGCGCGCGUAAAAAGUUUCUUCUCGCACUUCGUAACUUACGAACAGUCCCACUACAUUCCUAAACGCAUCGUAAACAAUUAAUAUCAAAGCCUAUGCUUGUAUUAUGUCAAACUGUUCACGUUUUGUGUUACGAUUUUAAAACGAAGAAAGUGUUUUAGAAGAGAGAUUUAACUAUUUGCUUAAUACGAUAAAACUCAUUUCGUGUACUUGUUUGAAGACUUUUUGUUUUAUUCGAGAUAAAAAAAAAAAAAACUAAAGUGUAAUUGAGACAUUUCAGUUUAAAAAGGUUUAUUUAUUUAUUUGUAAAGUUGGAACGAUUAUGGUCCACUCCACCGAUGGGAUGUUCGGAAGGUGACAAGUUGUGGACUCCGAACGGCGGACUGGGCUCAGAGGGGACUAACUUGAUGCUGCUACAAGGCGAGGGUCGAGAUCGGCAGGGGCACGCCAUGGAGGAAGACUGCUCCGCGCGCCCCUGUGCUACAGACUUCUCCAUCGCAGCCAUAAUGGCAAGAGAUAGACAAGAGCGAAGAGAGAGGCGGAGACAUAGAGAUCCCCGAGAAGAUACUCUUACUCCACUAGAGAAAUUCGUAGACGCGACAGCGUCUGCUUCAGGAUCGCCGUCACCGCCUCUGGUUGAAUUCGAGAGAGACUCUCCGGUGGACGUUUCCUCAACUUCCGAGGCCGGGUCUGCCAGUGGUACCGCUGGCGGAUCGAGAGCCGUCUCACCCCCUCCUCGUAAUCCGCAGCUGGUUGAGCGAUGGUCCAGCGAGGAGAUGCGCCACAUACAAUGCCACCUCGAAACUAAGGAACUUUGGGACAAAUUCAACGAACUCGGAACUGAAAUGAUAAUCACGAAGACUGGAAGGCGAAUGUUUCCGACGGUGCGCGUGUCGUUCGCUGGCUGCCGGGCGGAAGCGCGGUACGGCGUGCUGCUGGACGUGGUGCCGGUGGACGGCAAGCGCUACCGGUACGCGUACCACCGCUCCUCGUGGCUCGUCGCCGGCAAGGCGGACCCGCCAGCACCCGCGCGGCUCUAUCCGCAUCCCGACUCGCCCUUCUCCGGCGACCAGCUCCGCAAGCAGGUCGUCUCUUUCGAGAAGGUCAAACUCACCAACAACGAAAUGGACAAAAACGGACAGCUAGUACUAAAUUCGAUGCACAAAUAUCAGCCUCGGAUUCACUUGGUGCUCCGACGAGAGGGCGCCGUCAACGCGCCCAUCACCGAUCUCGAACAAGAAGAAUUCAAGACCUUCAUAUUUCCCGAAUGCGUCUUCACGGCUGUCACAGCGUACCAGAACCAGCUCAUCACGAAAUUGAAAAUUGACAGUAAUCCGUUCGCAAAGGGCUUCCGCGACUCGUCGCGUCUCACUGAAUUCGAAAGAUUCUAUAUCACGGGAGAACACGACCGAAUGUCAGUCAUCUCUGACGAGGCGCGCUUCAAUGCAGUCAAUCAUAGGGAGACGAUGGAGUCGAUGCUAGCCGAGCAGCACUACCUGCGGUCGCCACUGCGGCCCUUCGACUUGGACCAGCACAACAACAACUUGACUUUGGAGGAGAAGGCGAUCCUGGCGGCCCGGUCGCAGCUGUUCUUGCGCGCGGCGUAUCCGCUGUACGGGGUACCGGCCGCGGCGCUUUGGGGACAGUGGGCCUGUCUGGCGCCGCAACUAUUGGCGCAGCAACAGCUAGCAGCAUCAGGGUCGGGACUGCAAAUGGCGCGACCGGCGUACCCUGCACCGCAUCGCUACUCUCCGUACCCAGCACGACGUUCCCCCCCCGCCUCUUCGCCCGAGUCCUCACCGCACGCCGCGCAUCCCCCGCACAGCCCUACUUAGUGUUACUCACCUCACUUACCUCUCCCUACAAGUCCCCGUGGUUUGUCUGCGCUUCGGUUCUCUCUGGUAUAAGACUGGCGAGUAGUACUGAUCGUAUCCUGUGUGCUUAGUGCGAGUUUUUUAACGUUCUCGAUAGCGUAAAAGUUAACUCAAAUUUGUAGGUAUGCAGUUGGAACAGCGCCCCUAACGGCAAACGUACGCAAACGAUCCCAUUCCAUACAAAUUUGAGUUAACUUUUGCGCUAUCAAGAACGUUAAGAAACUCGCACUCAGCUCACUGUUAUUCCGCGCUCCCUGAAGAAGAAUUAUAGUCUUUUAAUAUUGUACAGUGGACAUUAAAGUUUCUCUUCGUCGACGUGAAUACGAGUUACAUCUGCGGCUCGUCCGUGAUGUUGUAUUAUAAUGUAAAGUGAUAUUUGACGACGAACGAUUUAAUUUAAAUGUGUAACUGUUGUUAUAUGUUCCUAAUAGUUUCAUCUAGUAGUGACGGUUGCGAAACUUCGUGUUGUAGCUUUAGUGGAAUAGUUUUAUGGUAUCGGUGUAGCACUAUUAUUAUCUGAAUGUUGGUAUUCGUUGAUCUCUGAAUCAAGUAUUGAUACUCAAUAGAAGAAACCUUGCCGUCGGCUAAUGACCUAUCUAUUAUAUGUUUUAAAUAUCCAAAUUCAUAUUGUUUGGACAGAAUGUGCAAUACAACGGGAAACAAAUUUGAUUGAUAGUUAACUUAAGCUUCUAAAUUAAGUAUUACUAGUUGUAUUAAUAAUAAUAAAAUAUGAUUAUAUUUGCUGUCUAUGUAUAAUUUCCACGUUGCGAUGGUCACAUAGAUGUACCCGAACGGCGACUUUGUAGUUAAAUUAUAGGUAGUUAUUAAAGAUAAUAUAUUGAUAAAUAAUAAAAAAUUAAAUGUUUGUUAACGUA
Bombyx mori (domestic silkworm) is the source of this 2861-nucleotide messenger RNA. Its product is annotated as T-box transcription factor TBX20. The record is from RefSeq and is a predicted model, not a curated record. Gene Ontology annotation, cellular component: nucleus. NCBI's taxonomy places the organism in Eukaryota, Metazoa, Arthropoda, Insecta, Lepidoptera, Bombycidae. Gene Ontology annotation, molecular function: DNA-binding transcription factor activity, RNA polymerase II-specific; RNA polymerase II cis-regulatory region sequence-specific DNA binding. Bases 451 to 1947 code for a protein of 498 amino acids. Gene Ontology annotation, biological process: positive regulation of DNA-templated transcription; heart development; regulation of transcription by RNA polymerase II. The transcript is spliced from 7 exons.